UUCAGUGUCCCUUUAAAUACGGUUAGUAAAAACCUCCCACUCCAUUGUAACAAUGUAACAUUCACACAGAACACUUUCCUUAGAAUGCCUGCAGGGGUCAGGCCCUUAAUUUUGUUCCACACUGAUAAGCAACAUUACACUGCCAAAAAUAAUGCUUACUGAGGAGCUUUUAUUCCAACAAAUCAUAAAUGGCAAAUCAUUUUUGGUUUCGGUUUUGGUUUUGUUUAGCCACACCCAACUUAAUUCUCUUCCCUGGUUUGGUGAAGGUGUGGUCAUGCUCUGGGUUAUAAAGUCAAACAGCUGGUUCAUUGCUAAGUACUGGAGAUAGGAAGAUGGCAGAUUGUGGUGUGAUCAUAAAUAACCUUAAUCUGAGGAAGGGGCACGGCCUGGCAUUGAAAGGACUCAUACCCAAAUAUGCUAACGGGUUCGCCAUAAACCUGGGCAAAGACGCCUCCAACUUUAUCCUUCAUUUCAACGCACGGUUUAACCUUCAUGGUGACACGAACACCAUAGUGUGCAAUUCCAAGGAGAGUAAUUACUGGGGGGCGGAGCAAAGGGAAAGAGCAUUUCCUUUCAAGCAGGGAGAGGAAACCUCAUUAUUCUUUAUAUACCGAGAAGAUAAAGUAAUAGUGAAACUUCCAGAUGGAACAGAAUUCUCAUUCCCAGUCCGGAUGCAUUUGGACACUAUUUCGUUUUUAAGCUUGGACGGUCUAGUGAUGAAUUCUCUCUCGAUGGCGUGAAAACUCUCAACUGCUGGUGAUGCUGAACGUCAUCCUCUGCUGACUUGUGAAUUUCCCAGAAUCCCACUGUGUGUGACACCUAGUAGCAGGCAUUUGAAUAAUACCUCUCUGAUCAGUCUUCAGACUCUGUGCCAUGCCCUUUUUUAUUUUGUUGGUGGAUAAUACUUUUAUUUUGUUAGUAUAUUUUAUGUUGCUUUGCCGUCCGGGGCCAUACGCAUAUCACCUUUCCUUCAUUCAAUAAAUGUGGCAGUUAUAAAUUCAGCUACUGCAACAAUCAGUCACUGUGCAGCAUGUGGGAAGACUAUGGUGCUGAAUCACACACACCAGCCUUUCUGGGGCAAUGGGGAAAGCAUCAUUUUCAGAAGUAGAUUUUACAUUUGUACCCUCUAAAUCAUGAACGUUUAAUUUUUAUUUCUAUGUCCCUUAAAAGGGAUAUUAAACCCCAAAAUCUCCUUUCAUGAUUCAGAUAGAACAACUUUCUAAUUUAUUUCUAUUAUAAAUUGUUCUUCCUUCUUUUGGUAUAUUUUGUUGAAAAACAUGUCCCUAAGAUCAAGAGUGUGCACGUGUAUGGAGCACUAUAUGGCAGCAGUUUUGUAAAAAUGUUAUCCAUUUGCAAGAGCACUAGAUGGCAGCAGUUUUGUUAGAAUGUUAUCCAUUUGCAAGAGCACUAGAUGGCAGCAGUUUUGUUAGAAUGUUAUCCAUUUGCAAGAGCACUAGAUGGCAGCAGUUUUGUUAGAAUGUUAUCCAUUUGCAAGAGCACUAGAUGGCAGCAGUUUUGUUAGAAUGUUAUCCAUUUGCAAGAGCACUAGAUGGCAGCAGUUUUGUUAGAAUGUUAUCCAUUUGCAAGAGCACUAGAUAGCAGCAGUUUUGUUAGAAUGUUAUCCAUUUACAAGAGCACUAGAUGGCAGCAGUUUUGUUAGAAUGUCAUCCAUUUGCAAGAGCACUAGAUGGCAGCAGUUUUGUUAGAAUGUUAUCCAUUUGCCAGAGCACUAGAUGGCAGCAGUUUUGUUAGAAUGUUAUCCAUUUGCAAGAGCACUAGAUGGCAGCAGUUUUGUUAGAAUGUUAUCCAUUUGCAAGAGCACUAGAUGGCAGCAGUUUUGUUAGAAUGUUAUCCAUUUGCAAGAGCACUAGAUGGCAGCAGUUUUGUUAGAAUGUUAUCCAUUUGCAAGAGCACUAGAUGGCAGCAGUUUUGUUAGAAUGUUAUCCAUUUGCAAGAGCACUAGAUGGCAGCAGUUUUGUUAGAAUGUUAUCCAUUUGCAAGAGCACUAGAAGGCAGCAGUUUUGUUAGAAUGUUAUCCAUUUGCAAGAGCACUAGAUAGCAGCAGUUUUGUUAGAAUGUUAUCCAUUUGCAAGAGCACUAGAUGGCAGCAGUUUUGUUAGAAUGUUAUCCAUUUGCAAGAGCACUAGAUGGCAGCAGUUUUGUUAGAAUGUUAUCCAUUUGCAAGAGCACUAGAUGGCAGCAGUUUUGUUAGAAUGUAAUCCAUUUACAAGAGCACUAGAUGGCAGCAAUAUUUCCUGUCAUGUAGUGCUGCAGACGCCUACCUAUGUAGCUCUUCAACACAGAAUAUCAUGAGAACAAAGCAAAUUUGAUGAUAAAAGUAAAUUGAUAAAGUUGUUUAAAAUUGCAUUUCUUAUCUUAAUCAUGACAGUUUCAUUUUGACUAGACUGUCCCUUUAAUGACAGUAAUACAGAAGGCUUCUGGAGUAAUAUUGCUACCCCUAAGGUGUCCUUUGAGAGACAGCUUUUUAAAUAGCCCUAUUCAGGAAGAGUGAUCCUUCAAGCUAUUAAACGCUCCUCGGUCAAUAAAGCUCCAGGGCUGGUUCAAAUUCCAUCAGAAUCCUAUAAAUCCUCAAUGGCCACCUCUUAUCAACUUAAUAUAACUUAUUUUAUAAAUAUUAUCUACAAAAUGAGUUGUCCUCUCCUUGUUUCACAGCCUCAAUAAUAACAUUGUUACUAAAAGAUAAAGAACCAGAGGGUAUGGAUUUUUAUAAUCCUAUCUCACUUUUAAAUAAUGGUUAUAAACUACUGACCCAUAUAAUAGCAUAUAGGCUUAAAGGGACGUGGAACCCAAUGUGUUUCUUUCAGGAUGGGAGAGAACAAACUAUUUUAAACAACUUUCCAAUUUACUUCUAUUAUAAAAUCUGCUUCAUUCCCUUGAUAUCCAUUCCUGAAGGAGCAGCAAUGCUUUACUGAGAGCUAGCUGAGCACAUCUAGUCAGCCAAUCACGAAUGUGUGCAGCCACCAAUCGCCAGCUAGCUCCCACUAGUGUGGGAUAUGGAUAUCAAGAGAACAAAGUACAUUUAAAGAUAGAAGUAAAUUUAAAAGUGUCUGAAAAUUAAGUGCUCUGUCUGAAUCAUGCAAGUUUAUUUUUGACUUUACUAUCCCUUUAAAGCUGUGCUUGACCCUCUAACACAUAUAAAGAUCAAACAGGUUUUAUUCAGGGACGGAGUUCAGUUAGAAAUCUGCAAAAGGGGAUGCUUAUUAUUAAACAUUUUUGGAAUAAGUCUCAAAACAGGCACUUUCCCCGCAAAACUUGAUUUUACAUUGAUCGCAAUUGAUGCAGAAAAAGCAUUUGAUAUUAGGUCUAAGCGAUCAUUUUAGGGACUUUAUUUGAUAGAUUAAUCUCUAAAAAUCCUUACUCCUUUCUAUCAAAUAAUGAGACGUUAUUAUCUAAAAUUGUUCUAGCUAAAUACAAUAUUGUCUGGAAUUCACCGCCAGCCUGAUGAAACGGCAUUGUAUUUGCAGUGUGUUUAAUAAACCCACUUUUUAAUAUUA
Molecule: messenger RNA, 3515 nt
Organism: Bombina bombina (fire-bellied toad)
Lineage: Eukaryota; Metazoa; Chordata; Amphibia; Anura; Bombinatoridae
Product: galectin-1-like
Exons: 4
Coding region: 333-740 (135 amino acids)
Molecular function (GO): carbohydrate binding; laminin binding
Source: RefSeq, a predicted model, not a curated record